Messenger RNA from Corticium candelabrum, 1369 nucleotides. RefSeq lists its product as uncharacterized. The record is from RefSeq and is a predicted model, not a curated record. Bases 316 to 1359 code for a protein of 347 amino acids. The transcript has a single exon. Lineage: Eukaryota; Metazoa; Porifera; Homoscleromorpha; Homosclerophorida; Plakinidae.
GAAUUGCUUGGUUCUCCUGUGUUUGGUUCAUCGGAUUUCUUCACUAAUUGUUUCAAGAAGCGAGUCGAUCAAGUAGCAAAUACCCAAUCUCAUCUCUCUGAUCUUGAAAAUCCACAAGUGGAACUUCAGUUGUUGAGAAGUUGCCUGUCCAUAUGUAAAAUCAACCAUUUGCUACGAUCUGUGAGACCUGGGGUUGCUACGAGCACAUUGUCUAUUUUCGAUGAAGGGUUACGCCGAUCUCUCAGCCGGAUCACAAGAUCUUCAAUUUCUGACUUUGCAUGGUCACAAGCAGUAUUGCCAAUUGGAAAAGGAGGUAUGGGUAUCCGGGAGGCCUUAUCUACUUCACCUUCCGCUUUUCUUGGCAGCUGUAACUCAAAUCGAAAGUUAGUUAAUUGCCUACUGAAACGUAACCAUCCUUCUCUUCUCACUUUGAUCAAACCCUUGCCUGGAGAAGACGAAGCACGAGGAAUCGUGCAUAACCUACUUUCAAGAAAGGAUUCACCUUCAUUAGAUUUGGUGACAGCUACACAACAUCAGAUUCAAAUUCAACUAGAUGACAUCUCAUUUUCCAACCUACUCAAUUCAGUGAGUCUCAGAGAUAGGGCUCGCUUGAAGACAUUAUCAUCUCCUCAUACUGGUGCAUGGUUGCGGGCAACUCCAAACCGUAACUUAGGCCUCACCAUGUCACCCCAUGAGUUUGUUGUAGCAGCAAGAUACUGGUUGGGUCUACCUGUGUUUCCGUUCCCACCAAACAGCAUCAGAUGUAUAUGUGGUCAUCCACUUGACCCAUAUGGAGAUCAUCUUGUUGGGUGUGGUCAUGGUCCACAUCGUCUGAAUCGACAUAAUGCUUUAUGUGAGUCUAUUUGGCAAUCACUCCUCAUUGAUUCCAAACAAGUUGUGAAAGAACAGAGAAGCUCGGGUCAAUCCAAAUGCCGCCCAGGUGAUGUCUUCCAUCCGAAUUUCUUGAAUGGACGGCCUGGAUAUUUUGACAUCACUGUAAGAAACACGUUGCAACCAUCUUACAUUGCUCGAGUUGCUGAAACAUCAGGAGUUGUUGCAGAAGCAGCAGAAAUGGGCAAGGAUGAUCGUCACCAUGCAAGAGUAUCUUUGACUGGUGGUACAUUCUAUCCGUUGGUAGUUGAAACACUUGGCCUUUGGUCACCAGACAGUCUAGAGACUUUGAAGUCUAUAUCCUCAAAAGUAUGUGCUGUGUUAGCUGUUCCCUUCUGGAAGGCUUUAAAGAAUUUGCUAGAGCAGCUUUCUGUUAGAUUAUGGAUUUAUAACGCUAGAAUGAUAUCUAGCCGCAUACUUGCGGAAGUAGCUGAAGUCCUUAGUUGGGACUUCCCUGUAUGUGAGUAGGUGUGUAAGA